GUUUUUCACUUUUCACUGUUUUCACGUUGCAGUUUGCAAGUUCAUUAUUUCAGUGAUAUUUAGUUUAUUUUCUAAGUAUUGGUUGCGUUUAUAAAAGAAAACAUUGUAAGCUAAAGUAGCUCCGAUAAUAUACACUCUUCCGUUUCAAUCUGGUGAAAGUUCAAUUGUUUACCUAAACAGUUUGGUCUAUUUUCCCCUCAAAAGCCUAGGUACUGGGCUUAAGAGCUUCUGUCCGUUCCUACACUUAUGUGUAAAAAGUUGCACAGGUCUUUUUAUCUUAAGUUGAAUUGUGAAAGUAUUGCAAAUCUCAACCAUGCGCGAAGAAAUAUCAGCAGCAGUUAUAUUUUUAGCUCGAUUGUUAGAGAAAGGCGAAAACUUUAACCCAAGGCAGUUGGAAGAGUUUAAGGCACGUCUUUCAGAACUCUUAAUAGAACGCUUUGAAAAUCAUUGGUUCCCUGACUUACCUCAAAAAGGGCAAGGUUAUCGUUGUAUUCGAGUCAAUGAACAUUCUAGGCAUGACGUAUCUUUGGAGAAGGCUGCUAGGGCUUGUGGGAUAAAGUAUGAAGACAUGAAGCUACCGGUUGAACUCACCAUAUGGGUUGAUCCAAAUGAAGUUUGUUGCAGGUUUGGCGAGAACAAAGGUUCGUACUGUACAUUGGCGUCAUUUAAUGACAAAGAGAACCUGAUUGAGGUGAGUGAAGAGAUCAAGGAGUUGUUGGACGGAGAUAUAAAAGACAUUGUGACACCAAGUGAGAAACCGGAGUCACCGGUGCCGACAGAGCCCAAAGUAGAGGACAAGGAGGAGAAGAAGACUGUGGAGACUGUCACAGCCGAGACUCCUGUCAAAGACACCAAGCCACAGACAACUCCGUUGGCGACCAACAACUCACGUCAGUCUCAGCAACAUCAUCAGCAUCACCACAAUAACAACCGCAAGUGGGUGCAGACCAGUCCUAAACAGAAGUCUGGUGUGAGGCGGGGUGGUUACCCUCCACACCCCCACCACGCUCCAUGGUACAACAUCAUCUCUCCUCACUGGAUGUCUCCUUCCCCCCCGCCGUACCAUCCUAUGUUGCGUCGUCAGGGAGCCCCGCUGCCACCCCACCCUCGCUACCAUUGGCCCAACAAGUCUAUGCUCAAGGUUUAAUCUCUACUAUUCGACAUAUAAGUGUACACCUCUUUAAAAUCACCGUGUCUUCAGGAAUGAGUUUUGAUAGUUUUGCCUCCUCUCUUAUUUAGAUUUGUGGAAAUCAUUAUGCUUUUCUUUUCAGUGUUUACGUAUUAAUAAACAGAAAAAUGUGAUUUUAAAGAGCAUUUUUAGCUGUAGGCAAAUAGGAUUAACUCACUGCCAGCGAGAUAACAUUUAAGGUCGUCUGCAAUGCUUUUCCAUUCUUUGUCAUCCCCCCCCUGAUUGUACAUAGUAGUUUAGGGUUCGUACUUACGGCAGUAGUUGUUUCUUAGGCAUUUCGUGACUGCACAAAAUUGUGUGAUAACCUCAAGAGUAGUGCCACUAGAAUCGAGAUGAAGCUUAAUGUUAAUAUGAUACCUGUGAUAAUUUUUCUCUCAUACUCUUUUUAGAUACAAGUCCUAUUUUCCCUUUCAGCAUCCUGUUUUACUACUAAUGGGGUUGAUAAAAAUGCUAGUUACUACUUUUGCAGUUACAAUCGGUUUUUAAUGUUCAGCGCAAUAUAUUUCAGAUGUAUAAAACUGUUUUGCUCAAAGUUAGAUAAAAACACACAGGCUGGAGUGUUACCUAGAUACUGUAAGAAGUUUGCUGGGUAGAAGAACAUUUGGAGUUAGAUAAAACAUCGUUAGUACCCUAAGAAACUUUAGUAAAAUUCCUUACGCAAUAUUUUAUAAAAUAUUAUUUAAUCAUCAUAAAUCAUCAAUUUAGGUAUAUCAUACCUACAAAUGUGUUGCUAGUAUUUAGUGGAUUCCAUAGCAUAUGCAUUGAUGUUAAGGUUUAAUUUGAUCAUUCGUUCUCAAAUAAUCAGGAAAUAAUGUUAUUUACUCUUCAUUUAAGAAUUGUUGUUCUGAUUUUUUAUGUUAUAUCCUUAUUGUGUUAAUAAAUAAGUAAUUACCUAGUACUUGUAUCAGUAAACAGGACUUGAUCUCUAGUAGUGUUCUUUGUUAGCGUUUCUUGACUAUUGCAGAUGGAACCUAUUUGCCUACGACUCAUUCCAUCCACGUCGCUUAUUAUUGCUAUGUACUCGUGUUUCUAGUUGCAAGGCUUAAGCUACGAAUUUGUGAAAUUCCCAUUUUUCUGCAAUGCAAUGUAACAUAGAAGAUGGUGUUAUCCUGAUUUAGAUUAUACAAUAAAUGUGCAUUUACCUGCAGAUGAAAUUGAUGUUUCUGAAAUUUUUGUCUUAAAUUUAGUCAACUCUAUUUGAGUCCUAUUUGUUGUAAAGGAAAUUAGCCUAAAUUGCUUCUUUAGUCGUUUUAAGAAUUUUAGUUAUGUAUGAUUUAUGGUAUUAUUGGAUUUUGUUAUGUUCACAUAGUUUUUAUAGUUGUUUUGGUAGUAAGAUUUAUCUUAACUUUUUAAUGGAUAAUGUUCAAUUUUGCUGAGUUUGAUAUUGUUUAUGGAUUUGGGUUUAUGUUGGCAUGUUAGUCAAUUUAGCUGUUCUACAUUCAUUAUCUAAGGUUUACAUCAACACCUCAACUUGGGUUGGAUUUUUUGUUUCCCUUAAUAUUACUUUUUGCGCAAUAUUUUAUUUUAGUUUGUUAAGAUAAAAAAGUUCUUAAAAGUUUUGAUCUCAUUUUUAAAAGUUUAAAUCAGUGGAAUUGCUUUUGCUAUAUGAUCACCUUAAGUUGGGACAAAGAUGUAAACUGCCUCUUGGAAGAACUAUUUGCUAGAACUCAGAACCAAUUGUAAAUAGGUUUUAACAUGUAAAAUAGUAAAAUAUUUGUUAAUAAUGUCCAUUUAAAAAUCAAAUGUGUCCUUGGAUUUUAAAUAAAUAUAAGUUGUACUGAUUUCUUGCUGUAAAUAAAUUGUUUGGCCAAAAGAUAUACAAGAUGUCUAUAAACUGGAUGGAUUGAUCUGAAAGAAAAAUUUGUUUAAGGUCAUGUUGUGAUGAGGUAUUCUGUUAAAUUGAUGGUUGAGUUUGGGAGUUUUGUUUGUUUUCUUGCUGUUAAAUUUGGUCGAUAUCUAUUUUUAUAACUUAAUUCAGGAAUUUUUAUGUUUCCCAAUUAAAAAAAUAUAUUCAUUUUGUAAAUAAUAUAGCCUAUUUUUAAGAUGACUAGAGGUUACCGUUUGGUUGAAAACUCUUUUUUAUUUAUAAUUUUUAUAGGAUAGUUUUAAUAAAAGUUUGAUGUGUGGUGAUUGUUUGUUAAUAUUUUUAUUUCAGGCUGAAAACUUUUGAUAGCAAACAAACGCUUUAAACUCAAAACUAUGCUGUUGAGCAGAAUUGAUGGUCAUGCUGCGGUAGAAUUCUUUAUUAGCCAUUGACAUUGUAUAUAAUAUGUGUCAGCAAUGGUCAAUGAACCAACAGUUAAUAGCAAACAAGUCACAAAAACAGCACAAAUAAACUUACUAAAACACAAUGUUCUUUUCUUUAAGAAAAUCUUGAAUCGAAUAGAAGGGAUUUUAGAAGAAAAAAAUGGAAUCAUUUCAUUUAUUUACAGAUUCGCCUAACACACUUAGAUACAUUACAUAAAUCACAGAGAAAAUAUGAAACUUAUUUUUGGAACUAACAAAGUUAACAAAGGACAAAAAUAAGCACCUGUGCAAAACAACAAGAACAUGGAAAAAUCAUAAAUCUCUCGUAGUAUUAGAGAUUUUGUAAAAUAAUUUCAAAGUUUCAAACAUGAUCUUAGUGUUUUAAGUUACAAAUGAUGUAUUUCAUGAUUUUAAAUUAAAUUAUUUAUCUCCAAUUUGACUAUACUCACUGUAUGUAAAAGUAAUUUAAAAAAAAAGGGAAAUUUCUAUGAAAAACGUAAAGUCUAAAGUGUGUGUACCCUUUCUGGAGUAAUUGAAGUGGCUCCCUUUUAAUAGGCUUAAAUAGCUCACUUUUUAUUUAAGACCAAUUAAAUUUACUUAUUCUGCAAUGCUACUUUGAUCAAAAUGUUGUAGACAUAAAGAAUUAAACCUUUGAUAAAUUGGCAAUGAUUUUCACAGAGGCGCAACCUAUUGUACAAAUCCAUCCAGUGUAUAGACAUUGGAUACAAUAUAGCUUUUACAAGUUUUAAAUUUCACCAUAUUAUUAUUUGUGGUAUAAAUAUUGUAUAAACAAUAUUAUUGUAUGUUAAGAUUACGUAUACUUUGAUUGCAUCAUUAUGAUGGUUUUUAAUAUAUUGGUAUAUUGUAUGAUGAGUUUUCUUGUCUCGUCACAAAGUAUUAUUUUCUCGUCUGAGCGUUGAACGCAGACACAGUGUUGCUUAUUGACAUAACAUAAUGUAAGUUUUGUUUUCCGCAGAGGUUUGUCAUUUUAAAUGAUAAUAGUUGGCUUUGCUGUUCAAUGUGAAUAAAACAAAUUUAGAGGGGGUUGAAAAACAUAUACUUCUUUGUUAUUGCUGUUUCAAGUUGAAAAUUACAUACUUUUUUUAUUUAGGAUCGAAUACCAAGCUAAAUUUUGUCACUCAUAAAGAUGCUCUUUACGAGACAAUUUCAACUGUAACGUUAAAAAAUUAUGUGUAGCCGAGGCUAGAAAAUGAGCGAGUAGAAAAGGCUUUGGUUGUGUGACGAACUAUAUUUUUUCCAUACUGCAUCAUUCUUUCAGCUAUCUAAUUCACAACUAAUUUUGUUAAGGUUCAUGUUUUUUAUAAACUAGUUUCCUAAUCAAACACUUUUGUUAUGCUGCAUAAACAAACAGAAUCUGAUGUUCACAAUUCAUUCAGUUAUUUGCCCUGUUUUGAUGGUUUGAAAAAUUAUCAAAUGAACACAAAUUUAUUUGAAUGUCAAUAUGAUAACACAUUUAUAAUCGAAAGUAUUUUCUUUAUCAAAAUCAGUUUAGACAAAGUUUACAAAUGAGGAAAAAUGUACAUCUGAUUUCCUGGACUCCAGCCAUAGCCUCCUCUGAUACAGGGCCGCGGUGAGACACAAGUGGCAAUGCUGCAGAUCCGGCAUACUGAAACAGCUGUUAUAUUAAUUCAUAAUGGAGCGAUACACAAUGUUUUUGUUUACAAGUUUGUUAUUACCAUGGCGAUAGGCAUGCUGGUGCGUUGCCACACACGAACGCGCAGCUAUGUAUUAGAGGAGGCUAUGCUUCAGCCAAUUAUUUUGCACCAUCACAUGAGUUAAAAACAGCUGUUUUGCAGUAUGACAAAACUAAUUUUAAAUAAUAAUAACUUACCUUGUACUUAUGCUAAUAACAUGGGAAGGGAUUAAAAUACACAGUUAUUACGUUUCUAUCCCCUCAAAACACACAUACAGGUCAAAAUUAAAUUAAAACUAACAUUUAAAGGCAUAACUCCUUUACACUUUAAUUAGGAUCUGAAAUGUGUUGAUUUGAAAAAAAUAUAAAUAAUUUUACUAAAUGCCAUGUAAUUAAAUUUCUGAAAGGUAACUUACAUUAUGACCUUAAGGAUUACUUGUUUUUAAGUUAAAACCUUUUAUUUAUAAAAAAAAAUCAUUUUUAUACGUUAAAUGUAGUAUAGAUUUUUAAUAGUGUCUCAAGAACACUUUAAAAUAGUUUGAUUUCGAAGUUAUCGUAGAUUUUUGUAUUUUUAACCUAACACAAUUUAAUUCGUUUUUAAAUAUUUUAAGAAAUUGUUUUAUUUUUUCCUUUUUGAACAUGUUUCUUAUAAAAAAUAAGUAAAAGUUUUGUUUGACAGAGUUGCUAACAAGACCCAUGUGCUACAAACCUCUGCGGAAACGAUAAAAAUAUUUAUCUCACAUGCACUUUCCGCAAUUUUGGAUUGUUGUGGUGAUGCUGCCACUUUCUUGACCACUUCCUUACUGCAAUUCCAUAUUAUUAUGCAUGGCUCUUUUAAUUUGCUUUUACAAAGGUGUAUAAUCAUUUAUUUACAAGUCAUACAGUUAAUGGUUAUCACGUUUCUUUAUGGGGUAAGAUUCAUUUUAAAUUGUAUAUACGCAUUAUUGUAAUAUUUAAUGUAUUAAGUCUAGUAUAUUAUGAGACGAAGGCAAUCUUAGAUUAUCUAGGGCUGUUGAUGGAUAUUUCUCCGCUUGGACAAGCGGAGCGAUGUUGUUGUCGAAGGUGGUCAACGUUGGCGCACAGUGUUGUCGACUCGGUUGAUAUCACUUGUGUGGUGGACGGGAGGAGUCAAGUUUAUAAGUGGUGGUUUUAUUUACUCCAAACGUUUUUAGAACUGUUUUUGAUACUUCAAAAAGGCUUAGGCGAGUUGUUUAUUUCUCACUUUUUACUAGUUACAUCCGUGAGUAAUUUUUUGAGUUUAUUAAUUUUUUAUAUGGGUGGAAAUUCUUCUGUUAGUCAUCUUUAUUUGGUUUGGUAUUAUCUUACGAUUAAUGUUGAUGUUUUUAAUACAUUUUCCUAGUUAUGAUAUUAUAGUUCAUUGAUUUGCAUCUUAUAUAAUUUCUAUUGUUAUUUGGAGAUUUUCAUUGUAUUGUUGUGGUGCGAAGUAAUCAAAAGGUGCCUGACUGAAAUUUCAAUUUUUUACAUCACAAACUCAAGCACAUGUUGAUAGUCGAGGUUAUCUGCUAUCGGUCUGUAGGCUAUCAAAUUUCUCCUUUUUGCUUAGCAAGGAAAUUUAAUAAUUGUAGGCACGCUUGUAAAAUAGAUUGGCUUAGUUAUUCUUCUCUCGCUUUGUCUAAUAGUAAUGCACGUGCGGAGGAAUUAUUUGUAUUUUGAACUAUAGGAAAAUCUAUUGGGAUCAAAUUAAUUUUUUUAGUUACUAGUGCAAUGAUGUGUCGGCUGAUUUUAGACUCAAGUUUAUUGUCCUCCCCUGCUAGUUUGCCUUCAGAUUGUUUAGUGAUAGAUUAGCUUAGAUUUAUCUUUAAGAUUGCCCGAGCACAAAUGUUUUCCUAAUGUUUGUAGAAGAGAAACUGUGAUAUAAUUUCUAUUUAAUAUACUUUAAUGUGUUUUCCUAUCGAGUAGAGAGAAAGUUACCAGUUAAAUACUAUUGGCCACCGGACUCCGAGCUAGGUGUCGUGUGACUUAAGAUUGCUAUUGAUGUCACUACGAUUUUUAACACAAAAAUAGUUCUAUUUUUGUACUUUCUUACCAAAUAGAAAAAUCUUAUAAUUUUUAUGUUAUAGAAAAUGUAAUCGUUUUAAUGUAAUUUAGGAUCGGAGAGAGAUAAUUUAUUAGAUUUUAAUAUAUUAAAUGAUUACAAUAAAUGCUGUAAUUUAUAUAAAGCCAGUCUUUUUUAUUUAUCUUUAUUACUUACAUGUGGUCAAAUAGCUGUUGUAUUGGUUCUGUCUUUACCAACACUUUAUGUAAUUGACUAACUGUUAUUAUAUUGGUGUAGUAGAUGAAUAAUAAUUAUUAGUUUUGCAUCAUAA
Molecule: messenger RNA, 7417 nt
Organism: Macrosteles quadrilineatus (aster leafhopper)
Lineage: Eukaryota; Metazoa; Arthropoda; Insecta; Hemiptera; Cicadellidae
Product: maternal B9.15 protein-like
Exons: 4
Coding region: 314-1147 (277 amino acids)
Biological process (GO): negative regulation of cell population proliferation; negative regulation of mitotic cell cycle
Cellular component (GO): cytoplasm; nucleus
Source: RefSeq, a predicted model, not a curated record